GUGGGAGGGACAGAGGAUCCAGCCCUCUGGGACAGCAGUGUGUGUUUUGGGGGUGGACAGAGUGGCUUUGUAUGCAGAACAUCACCGGACACCGACGGGAGGGACGCUGUCAGUUGUUCUCUGUGUGUGUCUGUAGUGAAACCAGACCUACCUCUGAUCCCCGCACCACACACACACUCCUCCAUCUGCUGCCCAGGAGCCCGCCUUCUGCCUCCUCUGGUCUGGUGGUGUGUCUCGGAAAGCUGAUUCAUGUAGGUGAGGAGUGACGGGCUGUGAUGUGGAUUAAACUUUCCCGGGGCUCGGCCGUGACAGCGAUGGACCGGAUCCAGGAGGCACUAAGUUUAGACUCUUGAGUGAAUGUCUGGAGGAGCCCGCAGGAAGAAAACCAGCCAUCCUCUCAUCUUGGCUUGAUUGUAGCGUUUGUAUUUUGGUGUCUGGACACUGUCCACGACUCUGUGCUGGUACCUGAGUGGCCCAUGUUGGCGGUGAGCGAUGCGGAUUUGAGCAAACUCAGCGCCCCGAUGCCUGCUGCUAUGCUCCCGUGCCCUGCGCCGGCCGGGCCUGACUGGAGUUUCCAGAAUCCGGUCGGGGUGGACUGCAGCUCCCCUGAACCUCGCUGCAUUUGGCUGGCGGUUCUCCGUGGAACUGCUGGCCCUCUGUCACCACCUGCACCCCACGGCAUGCCCACUGGGCGCAGUCAGAGCUUUCAGCAGCCCAGGGCUAAGGGGCGGAGGGAUGGUCUCUCCUCAGCCGGUGACAACCCUCGGCCGCCGAUGGCGACCCGGCCGGGAAGGGAGGGGGUCGGCAUGGGCUGGAAGGGUCCCCGGACGCUGGUCCUCCAUAAGAACUCCCAGGGUUUCGGGUUCACGUUACGCCACUUCAUCGUAUACCCUCCAGAGUCCGCCCUGCACACCAACCUCAAGGAUGAGGAGAACGGCAAUGGAAAGGAUUAUCAGAAAGGUCAACUGGAGCCGAUGGACACCAUAUUUGUGAAGAAUGUGAGAGAAAAGGGUCCAGCCCACCAGGCUGGCUUGUGCACAGGGGAUCGGCUGGUGAAAGUGAAUGGAGAGAGCAUUCUAGGAAAGACGUACUCGCAGGUGAUUGCUCUCAUCCAGAACAGUGAGAGUGUGUUGGAGCUCUCCAUAAUGCCAAAAGAUGAAGACGUACUUCAGUUGGUAAGUGCGUACUCCCAGGAUGCCUACCUGACGGGUAACGAACCCUACGCCGGGGGAGCUGAGAACCUCCCGCCACCGCCUCCCGUCUGUUACCCACGCGCCAAGACCACGCCCCUUUCUGGAGCUCCCCCGUCUGCCCCCAUGGGCCAGAACCAGCUGGAUAACUGGAGUCGCUGGCAAGGCUCUUCCAGUCCCUCAUCGCCUUUAGACAACCGCUCUGCAGUGGGCAGCCCCGCCAGCUGGCAGGAGGGGCGAGCCGGUGAGACUGGCGGUGUGGGUCACACUAGUCCGGCCCACCGCACAGAGGAGAUCCAGUACGGUAUGACCAGCCAGCAACCUCAGGGCCAGAUCAGGGGGCGCUCGUACUCUUCUUCGUCCUCUUCUGGGGGUCUUUUGUCCAGCCCGCUGCAGGUCCACUACCCCAAUCACCACGGUGCCAGCUCCACGCAGGCCCAGCCACGCAAGUCCAGCUCGGCCUGGACCAGCCCCCCUCAGCCCCAGGUCAGCCAUGGCCGCAGUGAGCGCUGCCACCAAGCCCUCUCUGACUGGUACUACAACCAGAUGCCUGAGCACUCAGGACGCAACAUGCAGACCCGCCACCGCAGCUACUCUCAAGACCGGCUCAGUGAAACAAGGAGGCAGCAGCAGCGGACAGGUGGCUGGCCCCACAGCGCCUCCCAGGACACUCUGUUCUUACUACAGCAGUCAGGACCAGGACCCCAUGGGGAGCCCUACUGGUCCUACGGAGACUGGGAGGGUGGUCCAGGUAGAGGCCAGCCAGCCUCUAACUACACUCGGACACGCUCUGAAAAUUUAUUGGCCCAGUACGACCGCCACGGCCGCUCAUUAGAGAUGUUGGACCGAGCAGCAGCUGGACUGGUCUCGCCUCGGUUCGAGAAGUCUUCGUGGCUCCAGCAGGCUCCCCAGCCAGCCCCAAGGACUGACGCCUACCCCAGGCAGGGGAGCCACUUCGGUGCAGCACAAGCUCUUCCGGUGUCCCGACACGCACAUUCUAAACACCACCCCCAGACCCACGGCCAAGCCCACUCCCAGGCCCAGCCCCAGCAGGCUGCCCCUCAGAGCAGAAGGCUCCCCGCGGGGCAGAGCAUGGACGACCAGCCAGUAGGCUACCGCAGCUACAGCCCCUCUUUUUACCGCAAGACCGGCCGCAUCAUGCAGCAAGCUCACUCUUUCAGGGACCCUUCAUACUCUGGCCCCCACUUGAACUGGAACCCAGCACCCACAGAGGGCACGUCAGCACCUCUCACUGCCUCUACCACGUCCCCCCUUGCCUCCGCCUCUCCAGAAUCUCAAGAUCGAGGGUACAGGCCGACGAAUCACGAGAGGGAACGAGGGGCCGUGGAGGGGCAGGCAGAGUUGGUGGCACAGACCCAGGAAGUGGUCCUGAGGCAAAAACCUCCCACCGGGCGACGGAACGCCCAUGGCAUGCGUCAUCCCCACUACGCCCUACCUAUAGAUGGGCUAGAACCCUCUUUGUUUUCUCCCGAUCCCAAAGAAUCUGCCCCCGCCCCUGGUUCCACAGGAGACGUAGCCUCACGCAAACCAAAUGGCAACAUUGCCCCCCUCCCUAUAGAGGAUGACUCUCUUGCCUCCAUCCCCUUCAUAGACGAGCCGACGAGUCCCGGCGCGGAUUUGCGCGCCCGCCACGUUCCGGCGUCCUCCGUUGUGUCCAGCGGCAUGAGUUCUGCGUCCGCCGUGGUCACGAGCCCCGCAUCCCCCACCUUCACCUUCCCCCUCACUAGGCUCUUCUCACACGACUGCAGCAGUAUUAAAUCCAGUCGCCGUUCCUCCUAUCUUCUAGCCAUCACCACGGAGCGCUCCAAGUCAUGUGACGAAGGACUCAACACGUUCAGAGAGGAAGGACGGAUCUUGAGGCUACCAAAAAGAGUGAAGAGUUUCUUUACAGAUGGGUCUCUGGACAACCUUGGCACGGCAGAGGAGGUUCGCUCCAAACGUCACUCCACAUCUGAGCUGGGAAACAUCACUUACAGCGAUGUCCGGCGAGAAGGAUGGCUGCACUACAAACAAAUUCUCACAGAGAAGGGCAAGAAGGUUGGCAGCGGCAUGCGUCCCUGGAAGCGCGUCUUUUCGGUUCUUCGCUCCCAUUCGCUGUUCCUUUACAAGGACAAGAGGGAGGCGGUGCUCCGCGGGGCAACUAUGGGAGGCUCAGCCGAGGACGAGCAGCCAAUCAGCAUCCGGGGAUGCCUGGUGGACAUUGCGUACAGCGAGACCAAGCGAAAGCACGCCCUGCGGCUGACCACGCAGGACUUCUGUGAGUACCUGCUGCAGGCGGAGGACCGGGAGGACAUGCUGGACUGGAUCAAAGUCAUCAGGGAGAACAGCAAGACAGACAACGAGGAGCUUGGCUUUUCCAGACAGGCCCUCAUCAACAAGAAGCUCAAUGAUUACAGAAAACAAAGUCCAACAUCCAGCAAGCCAGACUCGUCUCCCAAGAUGUCCCGCAUGAAGCCUCCCUUCCUGUCAAACAACGCUGCCGGAGCCCCACGCUCCCCGAAACCAGAGGGCAAAGAUGAGAGCAGCCCUCCAAAGUCAUGGGGAAUUAACAUCAUGAAGAAGACAAAGAAGGCCGGGCCCAAAGCUUUCGGCGUCAGGUUAGAGGACUGUCAGCCCGGCGUAAAUAACAAGUUCAUCCCGUUGAUCGUGGAGAUCUGCUGUGGUUUAGUGGAGGAGAUGGGUCUGGAGUACACCGGAAUCUACCGAGUCCCAGGGAAUAACGCCAUGGUGUCGUUGCUUCAGGACCAGCUCAACAAGGGUGUGGAAAUCAACCCCGCAGAAGAGAAGUGGCAGGACCUCAACGUCGUCAGUAGCUUACUCAAAUCCUUCUUCAGGAAACUCCCAGAGCCGCUCUUCACCAACAACAAGUACAAUGACUUCAUUGAUGCCAAUCGGAUGGAAAGCGCAUCAGACAGACUGAAGACCAUGAAGAAACUGAUCCGAGAUCUCCCAGAUUAUUAUUACCACACUCUGAAGUUCUUGGUCUGUCAUCUGAAGACUGUAGCCGACAACUCGGAUAAAAACAAGAUGGAGCCCCGUAACUUAGCUCUGGUGUUUGGGCCGACGCUGGUUCGGACGUCAGAGGACAACAUGAAAGACAUGGUCACACACAUGCCUGACCGCUACAAGAUAGUAGAGACUCUCAUCCAGCAUUGCAACUGGUUUUUCACUGAUGAACUCGACAAGGAUGAGAAGACGCCGGUGGACACAGAGGACGUGCAGCCCGCCCCCAACAUCGACCACCUGCUGCCCAACAUCGGCAGGACGGGUCUGCUCGGGGAGGCCUCAGACUCAACCAACAGUGACUCAGCUAAAUCAAAGGGGUCGUGGGGGUCAAAGAAGGACCUCACAGCUAAGGACUUCCUGACUCUGUCCAUUAUGUCAGCUGUGACGGGCCGCAAACGCAGGAAGCGCCACAAUGCCUGCCGCGUGGGCAGCAGCACCGACGACGACUCCGAGCACGAGCCAAUCAAGGCCGGACAUCUGGGAGCAGAGGAGGAAGAGGAGGCAGAGUCGCCAGUGGGAGACACUGCUCCUCGGGCAGAGGGAGAGGAGGACGACGAUGAAGAGGAAGAAGAAGAGGAAGAGGAGGAGGAGGACGAUGAGGAAGUUGUAGAAGGCGGAGUAAAAGAGGAGGUAGAAGAGGAGAUGGUGGCGGCCGUGCCCAGUCGGCCGUGCUGCAAAGAGGAAGAGGAGGCCGGAGGAGGGCAGGCGGCCACGUUGUUGCACGAGGAGGAGGCGCAGGCAGAGGUGAAGGGCCCGAGGUGGCGAGCCCCGGAGGACGCCCGCUCCAUUGUGUCCGGUUACUCCACCCUCUCCACCUUGGGGCGGAGCUUGGGGUCGGAAGGGAGGGGGGACGACGCGGACGACGAGCACAGCGAGCUGGUGAGCGAGACGGACAACGAGAGCGGCUUCGCCUCGCGCUCCCUCACCCAGGAGAGACCCGACAAACACCCGACCGCACCCGUGAACGCCCAGCAGCCGGCGGCCCCGCGCAGCUUCCUCUACACACACUUCAAACCCCCGGUCCUCUCGCCCGCAAACCUUCUCGCCCCGCCCGCCCCCCUCGCGCACACGCCCGACCCUGCGGAGAGGAGUGAAGGAGGGGCUCGCUCCACCACGCCCUCGUCCUCCUCCUUCUCCUCCUCCUCCACUGCUCACAGACUGCACUCGCGGCCUUCCUUCAACUCCCACAAGCUGAUCCAGUGUGACACUCUGGCCAGGAAGAAGUCGGAGAAGACCAAGGCUCGCUCCCUGGACCUGUUUGAGGUGGCUCAGGGCGAGGGGGCCGGUUCUGGGCCAGCAGGCGCUCCGAGAGGGAGCAAGGAGAGCUCCAGGGCCAACACUUCCUCAGGCAGCAGCCAGGACAGCGUGCGGCCGGCGCGGCCCAAGCCCGCCCUGCCUCCCAGCGAGGCCGCCUCCUUCACGCCCACGGGCCCGGGCGCCAGAUCCCUGGCUGAGCAGGUUCGCGCUCGGCUGCUGGGCUCGGCCGACGACCUGCGCAGCGUCGGACUGCGAAAGCCACUGUCGCCCGAGACCCGCAGGAAGAGGCGGGCCUGGCGCAGACACACCGUGGUGGCCUCCCCGACCGAGACGUCCGACAAGAGACCCCCACUGACUGUUACCGACUUCCCUUUGUCUCCCAUUAGCCAAAACCAGGUCAAAACACAAGGGCUGCCUCGGGAUGCGGACAGGUUCGACCAAGGACCGGCCGCACGUCAAGCACCCACCUCCAGAUUCCACCAGUACCUGUGAGCCCUGGCAACUGACCCCAAGCUCCUCUCCAAGAAAAGAGCCCGAGCUGCUGACCCCCUGCAGGUCAGUAAACCGGCAACAGCAUCAACGGAGCCGCGGUUAGUUGCCAGGUGCUCCGCGGAGGACAGGUCAAAAACCACCCUUUUCUUUUUGAUAAGCUCCAUGUGCAUGGCAAGGGGCAUUCCAGUGUUGCCAAAGCUUUUUUUUUUCCUCCCCUUUUUUCCAAUACGUGUGCUUUUAUAGUAAUGAUACAGAGACACAAACAGACCUCAUCACAAUCGAUGUUACAGCCAAGAAUUCUCCUUUGAGUAAUAACCGAGCAUCCUUCCUGUCUUCUCUUCCUUCCUGCCCCGGCUCGCGGACGACUUAAAUUAAAGGGUUAAUGCCUUCAAGCGACCAGAGGAGGAUGCCUCAAAUGGAGCCCUCUCUCUGGUUCUUGAGAGAAUGGUGCUUCUUGUCAAAGUGUGGUUUAACAUUAAUUAGAACUCCAUUUUUCUAAACCUACUUCAGUGAGCCGGAAGAGACAGACACUCACGACAAUUUACCAGUCCACUAAAAUACAAUUUCAAGAGGGAAAUCCCCUGAUUGUCCACGUCGGUCUUCCUGAUCUGCUCCUUCCCUGACCACAGCCACUGUAAAACUAGUCUCCAAACAAACAAACAAACGAAAAGACAAACCCGUCAAGAUACAGUCGCCUCCUUCUACUUGUUAAUAAUGUUUGUGUGUGUUUUGCGCGAGAAUAUACGUCAUCAUGUCUGAGCGUGCCGGUGUUUGUGUUGAACAAUUUUGUAACAUUUGUACAAAGCCUUGUUAAGUUAACCUUUGUAAAUAUAAUGUUAUCAUAUUUGUUUUUACCUUUUUUAGUUAUUUUUUUAUGGUUUACAAAAAUGUGCGUACAGGUGCACAAGUCAUUUCUUUCAAGAUGUUACUUGAAAUGUUUCCCUUAAUAUAUUCUUUUUUUUUUUGUUUUUGUUUUAUAUUCAAUAUAUAUAUAGAUAUUAUAUAUAUAUUUUGUAUUAAAGUAAAAAAAAAAAGUACUUUUAUUGUGAUUUCACCUUUUGGGCGUACCUGUUCAAAGGAGCUGAGAUAAACCCGUUCCUUGUUUCCUCAUACGAUGGCCUUUCUCUGAUACACAGCACUGUGCAGAAGAUCUCUCACGAGUCUUAGAAAUAAACAUCCAGCGACUAUACGUUCAUCCAAGUUGCACAAAACCAUCUAGUAGCUCUUUCUGAAAUGUAAUCUGGUAAUUAUUAGAUUAUACUGGACAGUUUGCAGGCAGCUCAGCACAUUGAUGGCUGACCUCAUCAUUUGUUUUGUUAUUCAUGGAUUACUGGGCAAGAUCUGCUCCUAUUUACAGAGCCCAAGACCACGUAUGUCCUCUCCUGUAAUAGAGACGGAAGAAGAAGAAGAAGCUCGACAGUGUUUAACAGACUGCCACAAUAUGGUGCAAUGCAUUCUACGUUUUCGCCUCUCUCAUUUGGGAUCUUUGCGUUUUCAUCACUUCCCCUCUGAGGGUUCAUCUGUCAGCACAUUUAUUACCCCGGGGUUACAUGACGAGGAGGAGUUUUCCAUAAGGUCAGGUUCUAAUAAAUCCUCCCUGACUUGGGGAAACGGUACACUGGAGGAAAUGAAAACACGGCCAACGUGAGUCCAUUGUUUCUCUCUCGAAAGUGGAACCACAAAAAAUGGCACAAACAGGAGGCGGCUUGAAAAUGUCAUGAGGGAGACGUGUUUUCAUCAAAUAACCCAGUGAAGAGUAACGAUGGUAGAUAAGUUCUAGUCUUACCUCAAGGUUUUUUUUUCCUCCAAGUGCCUGAUUUCUGGAAUGUGUUUUUUGUUCUGCGGUGCCAUGUCUGCUCUUAUCUUUCCGUUUCCUUUUGUUAUUUCUGGGUCUCCUCCCUCCUUUACUGUGGUUGAUAGUAUAACUAAGGCACUGACCCAAAGAUGUGUACAUUAAAUACAAGCGGUCUAACAGAGAGGCUGGGGGAAAAGAGAAAAAAAAAAAAAAGAAGCACACUUUAAGCCAAGGACGCGUCUAUGCACUCUCUUUGCCUUCAGCAGAGGCAUUAACAGCUAAUACUGUUGCUGCUAAGAGGGAAGAGGCAUGGCAUUCUCUCAGCUGCUUUUUCUUAACAAACCGAGGUCAUCUCUCUUUGCCUAGUGAUCCACAGUGUGUGAAUAUGGUACACCUAACCAAGCCCUUCCCUAAAACCUAAAACUGCAUUAGGUCAUGCCAGACAGCAUCCAAUUUCCUAAAGAUGACUGCGUCGACAGGAAACCUCAGCAGUUGGUGUCUGAAAUGUGAUUUUACCUAAUGUCUCGUUGUUGUAUUUUAAAUUUUUGUACAUACUAUCUUAAUAUGUAACAUAUUGUAUUGUGUACAUUUGGAAUUGCUUUUGAGUAUAACUAAUAUGACUGGACUAAAAGGUUGUCCGCCUGAAUCAUUUCCCCUCAUGGCUGUGUGCUUUAAAGCAAGGUUAUAUGAUGUAAAUAAACAGAACUAUGUUUAAAAA
Messenger RNA from Mugil cephalus (flathead mullet), 8479 nucleotides. It is a transcript of the gene arhgap23a, whose product is annotated as Rho GTPase activating protein 23a. The coding region runs from base 477 to 5966 and encodes 1829 amino acids. The transcript is spliced from 24 exons. Lineage: Eukaryota; Metazoa; Chordata; Actinopteri; Mugiliformes; Mugilidae. The record is from RefSeq and is a predicted model, not a curated record. Gene Ontology annotation, molecular function: protein binding. Gene Ontology annotation, biological process: signal transduction.